Messenger RNA from Pipistrellus nathusii (Nathusius's pipistrelle), 456 nucleotides. The record is from the annotation of a GenBank genome assembly. NCBI's taxonomy places the organism in Eukaryota, Metazoa, Chordata, Mammalia, Chiroptera, Vespertilionidae.
AUGGAAACUGAACAGCCAGAGGAAACCUUCCCCAACUCCAAAACCGAUGGUGAAUUUGGUAAACGCCCCGCAGAAGAUAUGGAGGAGGAAGAAGCUUUUAAAAGAUCUACUGGUAGGAGCACUGAUGAGGUGGUUGGAUUACUCAUUCUGCUUCAGAGCAAGAACGCGGGGGCAGUGAUUGGAAAAGGAGGCAAGCAUAUUAAGGCCCUGCGUACAGACCACAACGCCAGUGUUUCAGUCCCAGACAGCAGUGGCCCCGAGCGCAUAUUGAGUAUCAGUGCCGAUACUGAAACAAUUGGAGAAAUUCUGAAGGAAAUCAUCCCUACCUUGGAAGAGGACCUGCGGUUGCCGGCACCCACCGCGACCAGCCAGCUCCCGCUGACUCUGACGCUGUGGAAUGCUUCUAUGGCCAACACUACAAAGGAAGCGACGUUGACUGUGAAUGGAGACUGUUGA